UGCUGUAACAAAUUAUAUUAUUCUCUCCGUAACACACCUCUCUCUCUCUCUCUCUCACACACACACACACACAUAGUCACAUGGCCCAAGAUAGCCAUCAAGAGCCACCAUGCCAGCAGCAGCACAUAACAACCAGCACCAGCACCGUAGCGAUCAUGUGGCCAUGGCAGCAGCACCGUGGAAGGGUUCGGCUACUCCUGCGGCGGCGAAAGAUGAAGACGGUAAAGCUGGGAGGAGAGGGGAAGAAGACGUCGGCGAAGAGAAGAAUGUUCCGCGGGCUUGUGAGGAUCUUGAGGAGGAUGAAGGUGAGGUGGCUGAAACUGCAGUACCUUCGCAUGUUGAAGAGACUGAAGGAACAUUACCGAAGCAUCUUGAAGGAUCUGGUUGAAGCUGGUGCCUCCGUUGAAACCUUUCAGCAGAGGCUUUUCAUGGAAACUAGUUUCGCUAUUCCUAUUGGUGUCUCUUUAUCUACCUAUCCUUCUCAUUUUGGAUCCGAUUGCCCAAGAACCAUCUUCAUGUAAUGUAAAUUUAUUAUUAUUAUUAUUAUUAUUAUUAUUAUUAUUA
Molecule: messenger RNA, 564 nt
Organism: Arachis stenosperma
Lineage: Eukaryota; Viridiplantae; Streptophyta; Magnoliopsida; Fabales; Fabaceae
Exons: 1
Coding region: 81-521 (146 amino acids)
Source: RefSeq, a predicted model, not a curated record